AUGUAUCUGACUGGGAAAAAUCUCACCGAGUUGACUGCCUUCAUCCUCUCUGGAUUUGCAGAUCACCCUGAAUUACAAGUCAGUCUUUUCCUGACAUUUCUCUUCAUCUAUCUGUUCACUAUAUUGGGGAACCUGGGACUAAUUCUGUUAAUCAGAGCUGACUCUCAGCUUCACACACCUAUGUACUUUUUCCUUAGCAAUUUAGCAUUCAUUGACAUAUGUUAUUCCUCGACUGUAACACCCGAGGCACUAGUCAACCUCCAAUCCAACCAAAAAUCCAUCUCCUUUGUAGGCUGCUUUGUUCAGAUGUACUUCUUUGUCGGUCUGGUGUGCAGUGAAUGUUUUCUUCUGGGAUCAAUGGCCUAUGAUCGCUAUGUAGCAAUCUGUAAUCCCUUAUUAUAUUCUGUAGUUAUGUCUCCCAAAGUGUGCAACUGGCUGGGCGUACUGCCCUAUAUAGUAGGUUUCACGAAUUCACUAAUUUCCAUCUGUGUGAUCAGCCACUUGGCAUUCUGUGACUCCAGCAUCAAUCAUUUUUUCUGUGACACUACAGCUCUUUUGGCUCUGUCCUGUGUAGAGGAAUUCGACACAGAAAUGGUGAUCUUUGUUUUAGCCGGGUUCACCCUUCUUAGUUCUCUCUUGAUCAUCACAAUUACAUACAUUGCCAUCAUCAUAGCCAUCCUGAAGAUCCAGUCUGCGGCAGGCAGGCAGAAAGCCUUCUCCACCUGUGCCUCCCACCUCAUGGGUGUGACUAUCUUCUAUGGGUCCUUGAUCUUCACAUAUCUGCAGCCGGAUAACACAUCAUCCCUGAAUCAGGCACAAGUGGCAUCAGUAUUCUACACCAUUGUCAUUCCAAUGCUAAAUCCACUGAUCUACAGCCUGAGGAACAAAGAUGUGAAAAAUGCUCUUUUGAGAGUCUUCAAAAGAAAAUGCAUUCAGCAAGUCAAAGGACACAUUGACAGUUUAUUAUAA
Molecule: messenger RNA, 969 nt
Organism: Lepus europaeus (European hare)
Lineage: Eukaryota; Metazoa; Chordata; Mammalia; Lagomorpha; Leporidae
Product: olfactory receptor 8I2
Exons: 2
Coding region: 1-969 (322 amino acids)
Biological process (GO): sensory perception of smell; G protein-coupled receptor signaling pathway
Cellular component (GO): membrane
Molecular function (GO): odorant binding; olfactory receptor activity; G protein-coupled receptor activity
Source: RefSeq, a predicted model, not a curated record